CGCGAACCCUUGCGCGGCACAUGCGUGCUAGCCCUGGGGUACUCGGCCUGCGUAGGUUACCUAGUUGCCCUGGCUGCAAGCAACCUAAUGGCGCGCUCUAGCACAAAACUCUUGGGCAAGCGCCCCUGCGGCCUGCUGCACCCGCUCAGCUGGCUGCUGCUGCUGCCGUACCAUCUGGGUCUGCGCGUCAAGCUGGCGGCGCAGCGGCUGGUCAGCUCCGAGCCGCUGUACAACCGGGUGCUGCCGGGCUGGUACAUCGGCGGCUGGCCCUGGGCCGGCCCCUCCGAGCUGCCGCCCGACUGCCCCUCCGUGCUGGACUGCACCUGCGAGCUGCCGCGGACCCACCGCAACAGAUACAUGUGCCUGGCCACCUGGGACACACAGGCUCCCUCCGCCAGCCAGGUGGACCGCGGAGUGGCAUUCGCCCUCUCGGAGCGCAGCCUGGGGCGGCCCGUGUACGUGCACUGCGCCCACGGUCACGGCCGCUCCGCGCUGUUGCUGAUCGCCUGCCUGCUGGAGGCCGGUGCGGUGGGCAGCUGCGAGGAGGGGCUGGCGCUGCUGCAGGCGGUGAGGCCGCGGGUGCGGCUGAACGGCAGGCAACGUCGAGCGCUGGAGGCCUGGGCACGCAGCCGCGGCAAGGGCGCUCUGCAGAUGCAGGCACUGGGGGCGGCAGGGGUGGUUGCAGGAGAGACGGUUGGGGCGGUAGCUGGAGGGUUAGGCGGGGACGCAGGGGCGGCGGUGCUGGCAUGCGGGGAGAGUGGGGGAGGGAGCUUGGGGGUGCUUCUGGAGCGGAGGAGCACCGGAGGGGGUGUGGGGGUGUUGGGAGGUGCGGGGGUGCAUGUGGUGGCAGAAGCGGGCAGCGGAGGGGGCGUGAAGGUUAACUAGCAUGGACGCUGAAGUAGCCAAGCGACUUCGUCAUAACAAGGAGUGAUCGGGAAUAGCGGGCCGCACUCAACGGAGGCUUACAACGGCUGCAUGGCCUUGCCGGUGUGUGCAAGGGGGUCGCUGUCGCUGUCUUGCUUUACUGCUGGGGGUAAGAAAGAGAGGACUCGCAUGCUUAGGGUGUGAGCUGCUUGAGGGAAGGAUGCUGAGAGGAUGAGAAGGAUGUGAGGGGAAGGGCGCAAGGACAGGGAGAGCGGCACCGUGAGGGUGCCUGUCGGGAGUCCGGGGAGCGGAGCGGGUAUUUGUUCAUUUAACCCCCGCUCCUCCUCAACUAACCUGUGAGCUGAUGUAGUGGCGAGCCGUCAGCGCGGAAGUUGUGAGCCGUGCAAGAGAGGGAGUGAUGGGUGUACCGGUAAAUACUAUCAUGGCUGUCUCGCUGAAGUGGUGGCGUAUAGGCAGCUGAAUUCCUAUCUAACACUGUGUGCUGUAAUGCUGGGAGAGCGAGAGAGGUGUGUGUAUGGCGGGACGUGAUUGAGGGUGUAUUCGUGCCUGUGUCCGUGCUGUGAGGAGGGGUGCUGUGAACCGUUCCUUACGCAGCAGAUACGGGUGCUGGUCCGUCGUUCCAGUGCAAUGUAUCGUACUGUUAUACCGUGACACGCCCUUGCAUCAGUAGCGUCGCUAGUUGGACAGGCCUUUGAAGGAAGCGGCAGGGAGGAUUCACGCACGGGGGCUACCAUCCUACCAUAUAUGGCUGUGUGUCUCCUGACAAUGAGGGCUUCCGUACACUCAUGCGGUUUUUGACAGCAACGUUGCGCAUCUUCUUGGACUUGCUCGCACAUGCCGUACGCUGCUGUGCAUUUGUUAGUGCUUGCCGUACCGUCUUGCUUCGAAGCCAACUUUGGGGGUCUAAAUGGCAGCGUAGCUUGUUUUCCUGGGCGCAUGCAAAUUUUGAGACUUGUCGCUCACUCACAACCAACCUCGUUACAUAGGCAGCCGCGGCGAGGACACAGAGGCUGCGAGAAUGGUUGGUCGCAGCCCAACCUUAGCGUAACGUAACGUGGGG
Molecule: messenger RNA, 1945 nt
Organism: Astrephomene gubernaculifera
Lineage: Eukaryota; Viridiplantae; Chlorophyta; Chlorophyceae; Chlamydomonadales; Astrephomenaceae
Source: the annotation of a GenBank genome assembly